Molecule: messenger RNA, 537 nt
Organism: Blumeria graminis f. sp. triticale
Lineage: Eukaryota; Fungi; Ascomycota; Leotiomycetes; Helotiales; Erysiphaceae
Source: the annotation of a GenBank genome assembly
AUGUACUGCGCCCCCAUCCUCGACGUCCAUCUCUUCUUUAUCCUUCUGCUGCUAGACCGAGUUAUUAAUAGUGCGUGGUAUAGGGUUGUCUACGCGCUGCUUAUUAUCAACAAGGCCGGAGGCCUCGUUUACCAACGAGAUUUCGCCGACGGCCUGAACAAGCUCAGCAUCAAUGACUAUCUCGUAUUAGCCGGGACUUUUCACGGGGUUCACGCUAUUGCUACACGCCUUCAUCCACUUCAACACCUCGAGUCGACCGCGCUCGCGCCUACAGAGAGGCCGGAACCGCCUUCAGGCAUCGAAGUGCUUGAGACGGAAAACUUCCGCAUGCAAUGCUUUAGCACCCUUACAGGCACUAAAUUUCUCUUAUUCACCGAACCUCAGCAACCAAAUGUGGAUCUUAUUUUAAGUAAUAUUUACGAGCUCUACGUUGAUUAUGUCAUGAAAAAUCCCUUUUAUCAACUGGAGAUGCCCGUUAGAUGUGAAGGGUGGGAGAGGCGACUUGUUGGAUGUCUCAGGGUCAUGAAUAGUAAGUAG